AUGCGCGGAAAAGUUUCCUUCGAAGAGGCCUAUGAGAUCCCUGCCUUGGCCGACAAAAGCCGGGAGCAGGCUGCCUUGUACAUCGCUCCCAAGGACCUCGAUCGGUAUUUAAGUGAAAUCAAAAGUCCUACCGGUGGACGGCUUGACAUUUCGAACAAAAAUGGUAUUGGGUAUACCAUCUAUUCGUUGACCGUCCCUGGUGUACAAGGCAUCGCUGACAAGGCUAAGGCUGAAAAGCAUGCCACUGAUGUCAACAACUGGAUCUACAACGAGAUUAAAGAUCACCGGGAUCGCAUGGGAGCUCGAGCGUUGUGUUAA
This is a messenger RNA of Talaromyces marneffei, 318 nucleotides long. RefSeq lists its product as uncharacterized. Lineage: Eukaryota; Fungi; Ascomycota; Eurotiomycetes; Eurotiales; Trichocomaceae. Bases 1 to 318 code for a protein of 105 amino acids. The record is from RefSeq and is a predicted model, not a curated record. The transcript has 2 exons.